Molecule: messenger RNA, 580 nt
Organism: Daldinia vernicosa
Lineage: Eukaryota; Fungi; Ascomycota; Sordariomycetes; Xylariales; Hypoxylaceae
Exons: 1
Coding region: 150-479 (109 amino acids)
Source: RefSeq, a predicted model, not a curated record
GCCUGGGUUUAUUCUAACGUCGACACUUAUAACCCAGCUCCUCGGAGUCUUUCUACUCUACAUUUGUUAUAGGUAUUACGUUAGGUAGUUAGUUAUAUGACUACCUACCCAUUUUUGUAUGUAUACUUCCGGUCGUAAAGUCGUGAAUAAUGUCUUCGGUUGCGGUCUCCAGCGGUCCGUCGAGCGCCUUUAAGUUCGGCACGGGGGGCUGGGAUCCGGAGCACCGCUUCGAGACGUCGUGGCUGUUCCCGCCGUAUGUGCUGUUUGCUCUGCGGCUGUUGAUGGCUUUAUGUGUGGAUAUGUGUAUCGUAUGCAUAUGUAGGUAUGUAUAUGUCAUGUAUGUCGGCGAUAUGCCCGAAGUGCGCCACCGUCGCAAUCAGCCGUUGAUGCAUACUGUGUAUGAAUACCGGUACCGUGGCGGCGGGUUGCGUAUUGUGAUGUACGUCCGAGCCGAUACUCAUCACCGGCGCGCGUCUUAGGCCCACCCGCUUCAACGUCCAUUCUAUUCUCUAUACCGUACGCAUACAGGUCAAUGCAAACCGGUGCUAACCAUAUACAGUCCCUCUACGCCUUCACAACA